Neoarthrinium moseri is the source of this 669-nucleotide messenger RNA. RefSeq lists its product as uncharacterized. The coding region runs from base 1 to 669 and encodes 222 amino acids. The transcript is spliced from 2 exons. The record is from RefSeq and is a predicted model, not a curated record. Lineage: Eukaryota; Fungi; Ascomycota; Sordariomycetes; Amphisphaeriales; Apiosporaceae.
AUGAGAUCCCUCCGAAUCCUUGGUUUCGCCACAUUAGCUCUGGCCCUGCCAAGCCCGGCAGUCCAGGAGAAUAGCGCGGCUAUUGUCAAGCGAGGCGUAGAAGACAGUGUCGCCGUCGAGGGCCUGUAUAAGAGAGGACCCAUUGAUCAGGCUUUCUCAUCCGCCGCCGCGGACCUGAGUUCUUCCGUCAAUCCCAAAAUUACUGUCAUUCAGUCUUCUGUUGCUACGCUAAAAAGCUCGACCGACGCGCAGGUCACCGCCCAGGCUGUGGCCACCAUCAGAACCAACCUCCAAGGGAUUGCAGUGGACCUUGGUAGGGAUGGUAUCGUUAUAGUAGGAGCAGUCAGUAGUCUCGGUCGGGCUGUGCCUGCCCUGACGCAAGCUGACAUCGACAACCUUACUGCUGCCCUCAAUAGCCUCACUUCUACCCUGACCAACAUCCAAGCUACUUUGGUCCUGGUUCAGAGCGUCUCUGCUAGUACCACUGCCGCCGUCGCCUCCAACAUCUUUACUGUCCGUCUUAGUGCGACAACUAUCGUGAAUCCCGUCCAGAUCCUGGUUCCUAACAUCAUCGCAUCCGGAACGAUCAAGGGGCUUAACGUUACCAACCUUACAGAAGCCUAUCGCAAAUUCGAUGUGAUCGGGGUUGAACUCAUCUCGGGCCUAUAG